Messenger RNA from Macaca mulatta (Rhesus monkey), 899 nucleotides. Lineage: Eukaryota; Metazoa; Chordata; Mammalia; Primates; Cercopithecidae. The record is from RefSeq and is a predicted model, not a curated record.
AUGGCAAGGGAGUUGGAGGCACUCCCAGGACUUAGUUUUCACAUGUUUACCGUCAUAUCUCAGCACCUGGGACACAGAUCCCUAAAUUCUAAGAAUAAGCCUGUAUUGAGUGAGAAAGGGCACCUGUGCCUUCCUCAGACAGGUGGAAGGAGUGUCAAGGACAUGCGGUAUCCUAUAUCCGUGGUAACUACAGCUAAGAGAAAGAAAAAGGCGCUGUGCUUACCAGGUGCGCGCUCUGAGCCUUGCGCCCCCAGGCAGCCGCUCCUCGAGGGCUUCCUGCGCUCUCGUAGCGGCCUUGGCUGCAGCUGGAGCGCUAGUGUCGGCGAUGGAGGCAGCGGUGACAGCAGGCAGAACGGCUGCGGGGCCCGCGGCGGUGGCGCUCGCUCUCUCGCGCCAGCGCCGGGAGCACGUGCCGCGCUCGAGCAGACGCAGCUGGAAGCGCAGCGCAGGACUGGUUUAUACUCCCGCAGCGCGCGGCGGGGGUUGGCAGAACCGCCAAGGCAUAGACUCAGGGACUUGGACAAGCUACUGAACCUUGGAACCUUCUUUCCUUAUCUGGAAAUGGAAAAAUCAAAAAGUGAUGGUGUCUUGCUUUGUUGCCCACGCUGUUCUUGAACGCUUGACCUCAAGUGAUUCUCCUACUGCAGCCUCCCAAGAUGUUGAGAUUAUAGAUAUGAGGCACCACACCCUGCCUACCAUACAAUGUUAAAAUAACAACUCCAAUAUGUAAAAUCAUAUCCUAGAACCCAAAACUUGUGCUAUUUCCGGUUAUCUUAUGCUGCAUCCUAACUCUGUAAACACUCCUCCCCAUUGACUCUUAAACUGUGUAAAUUUUGCAUGUUGACAUGCUUAAUUCACAUAUACUAGAAUAAAAUAUUUUUGUUUUAAAAUCUCAAGUA